Messenger RNA from Pseudomassariella vexata, 1866 nucleotides. RefSeq names its product RNA polymerase II transcription factor SIII subunit A-domain-containing protein. Bases 260 to 1435 code for a protein of 391 amino acids. The transcript is spliced from 2 exons. Gene Ontology annotation, cellular component: elongin complex; nucleus. NCBI's taxonomy places the organism in Eukaryota, Fungi, Ascomycota, Sordariomycetes, Amphisphaeriales, Pseudomassariaceae. Gene Ontology annotation, biological process: transcription elongation by RNA polymerase II. The record is from RefSeq and is a predicted model, not a curated record.
GUUGAACAAAGAGCGCAGAAACGCACAAAGUCCAUUCCUCGUUUCAAAUAAUAGCCAAUCGAUUACCCCCAUGUCUCGACUGUAUCAUUCUUUUAUUAUCUAAACUUAUCUUCUCUCCCAACUUUGGGUUACCACCCAUGCAAAAUAUCAGCCUCGGCAUCUCGACCAGCUGAUCACAUCUCAACGUCACCCACAUCACAGCUCGCAGUUGCGACAACAGAGGGAAUUCAGUUUACCGCGACGCAGACUUACUCUGAAGAUGCCGAGGAAAUCUCUGGUGGAAUUGUGCACCGUUGUGUGUAUCAAGAAUAUCAAAGAAAUCACGGAUAUAGGCUCUACGCCGUAUCACCUCAUACGCCAUGUUCUCCUGCGAAUAGACACGGCACAGCACCUUCUUGAGCUCGAGCAAACAUCUCCCCACCUCGCCCUUGACGAUGCCGAGUGCUGGCUGCGCCUCAUCGAGCGCGACUUCGGCCGCCUCCACAACGAAUACCAGUACGCGCCCAAGAACCCAGCAUCUUGGAACCGUGUCUACUUCAAGUACGAAAAGUUUGACCGCAGCCAGAAAGAGGAAGCACAGGAGAAAUUGAGAAAUGCCUUUGCGGGCCUGAAGAAGAAAAAGGAGGACAGUACGGCCGAGGUCAUCACAUUUGACAGGAAGAGGCUGCCGCCGCCACCGAGGGAUCGAUCGGUAGGCGGCAUGAAGAAAGUCGCUAUUGGCAGGAGAGGUGGGAGCAACGACACGGGAGAGCUGCGGUUUACAUCCGGAACUCGCACCAAGGUGACCAAUGCGAAGAGUAUCAUGCGCAAGGUUAAGCGCGAGGCAAAGGAGAUACACAAUCGGAAUCGUCUAGCAACACCAGGUGGCGCCUUGGUCGUGGAUCGUAGGCAACUGAAACAAGCACCCAAGGGCUUGGUCGAGGCACACCGUGUCACCAAUCAACCGGCUUUCAAGAUCCACGCCCCUGCCAUGCGGCCUUCCGCUGAGCAAAUGGUGCGGGAUCAAGAAAUGCAAGAGAGAGAAGCGAGGUUACUCCGAUUGAAAGCUGGCAAGUCGGCCACGUUCAUUUCCGAUUCUGACCUGGAAGACGAAGACGAUUACAACGACGAUGCUGGGCAAGAUUAUGGCGGCGGUGGACUCAACGAAGAUGAUUUAGAGGACCUAUUCGAUGACGAAUCUUCGGCCCAGAAGAAACCGUAUCAAUCACGCCCGUCCUCGACCAGCAAGUCAGGUCUACUGUCCAAUAAGCGGCCGAGUCUACUGUCCAACUCUUCCCGGUCAGCGUCUUCCGUUCAGAGAGCGGUGGGUCGCCCGUCAGAACAGCCUAAGCCGGCAUCGUCGCCACCGUUGGGGAGUGCCUCCAGUCCACCAAUGCCGCAGAAACGCAAGGCUGUAUCCAUGUUUCACCAGCCCAAGAAGGUUCAACGACGCUGAUCGUAAGCAUUGUCGGCACAGAUAGGCACGCCAUUGAUGGAGAUGGAGUACAUGGAGGGACGGUUCAGGUUUUACUGUAGCUCGGGUAUUGAUUGAUAUCAUAAUCAUUGGGAUGAAUAACAAAGAACGCACAUGGAGUUCUUAUGGUUUUGCUUUUGGCAUGUUAGGGUAAGAGGACUUGGGACAUAGAAGCGACAGGGCAGGUGGUUCAGCGAUCUGAGUAUGGAAUAUUACAUUUUUAGGGAUCAUGUGAGACAUAUACCCGUUUCUUAUUUGUUAGGUGCAUGUAGCAUGGUUUGGCAUUGCGAGGAUAGUCGCCAAGAUUGCAUGGUACGGCGUGUCAUUCGACUGACUUGGAUUGUAUGGGUUUUGCUGCUGAUACUUGUUGUUACUACUUAAUGAGAACAUCCGAAUUUCUUACUGCAUCUGCG